AUGCUCUCCUUUGGUAGUGAGCCUGUGGACCUUUCCAUGGGAAAUACCGGGCGUCUCACUCAUUCAUUGCUCCUAGGACCCAGUAGUCAUGGGCCGCUUCUCACCAGCUGUGUUGGAGGCGCCGUUUCGGCUUCCUCAGCAACAGCUCAGCGCCUUGCGGCGUAUGGCUUCAUAGGAGCUCCAGUCCUACCUUUUGCCUUGUCUUCUGGCAACGGGACAAAUGUCCUGGCUCCAUUGUCUCAGCUCCAGCAAAAGCAGUUUCAGCAGUAUGAUACAGGCCAAAGGCGCCACUCUGCACUUCCAGUGGCCACCCGGCCUAAUCCAAAUAUUCCCAUAAUCCUAAGUGCCCUGCGCCACCAUGUCCGUGCGCUGGUCCGUAUUAUGUACAGUAAACAGUCUAUGAAAUUGUCAGCACGAGAGCCUCUUGAGCAUGAGGCAGGGCAUACACAGCGGUCCUCUUGUCCAGUGCUGUACGAAUCUGACCCCGGAAUUGAGUACGGGGAUUGCCGUAACCUAAGUGAGCUCCAUAAUGCCAGUCGUAGCUACAUCGAAAGCCUGGUUUCAAAUGCCGAUGAGAAAAUUGGAGCGGCUUCUGAGACCCCUGUAAGACGCAGCGGUGACUCCAGCACGAAUAGUGACUGCAGACCGUCCAAGAUGGUCGUACUUGCUGCACGAAGUCAUGAUGUGGGCGCCGUUGCCCCUCGCAGCCCACCAACAGCUCCUCUCCUCCAGCACUCUGAGCGCUCAGGGAGUCAGGAAGAAUCUUUUGAGGUUGUUGAUGGCUCUACAUUAAGCAGGAGAGGCACGCCAAUAUCUGACGAUAGCGAGACGAUAGCAACAGCUUCACCACCAUUAUUGCUUGGUACUGGCGACGGUGCUACAGAGGGUUGGGAGGGGCAGUGUUUAUUUCAUGAGGAGCAUCUUGAUGCUUGUUCGCUUAACGAGUUCAGUGAGUACCUUCAGAUAUUCUCGUGUUUCUUAGGAUUGCCGCUGCCUGAGGUAUCCAAACAGGAUCCAUCCACACUGCAACACGUCAGGCUGCAGCUUUUGCUUUUAAGAAACAAUCAUCAGCAGCAGCCUGGAGGGCACCAUAACUUCAAGCCACUACUGCAGCGGUGGCUGCCUCUACUGCAAGUCUCCAGUUUGGGUUCUGGAGCAGAGAACGGUGUCAGUGGGGGUCCUUUCGCCAGCUACACAGCAGGAGCGAUUGCUUCAGUGGCUCCAUGCUGGCGCUUUACGGGGUCAGGACCCUCUCCGACAAUGGCGUUCGGUAGCAUUAGUACACCACUAAUCUCACCGAUUUCGCCCUCCCCUGGGACACACCUUUUGGCAGAUCUACCCCCUCUUGCAGCACCAGCAAGUACUAGGGAACAAACGACCAGUAACCGUACCGAAGCCACAGGAGAAUGUGAGAACUCAGCAGCAGGUCCAUUGGCACAAGGGGAAUCCCGAUUCCCCUCUUCCUCAGUGGAUGCGUUUAGUGUGGACGGUCCCUCAAGUGGAAGCAACCUACCUCGCAGCGGCAAGAACAGUGAUACUGGUGUUAUAUCAACAUUUCCGACGGAUUUCGUGUCAUAUACGGUCCCCACAUCCCUUGGCCCAGCAGCAGCAUGUGAUGCAUCUACUGCUGCAGCUAGUGUCUUGUCACGCCCAACUGAAAGAGAAAAAACACUUUCAUGGAGCCCCGAGUGCACUGUUGCAGCAGCGGGGGCGCUGGCAACCGCUACGGCGCUUCGGUUGCCCCCUAUUGGUGUCAAUCGAGUUGGCUUGGGAGUCCCUGGGCUAACAGGAGACGGGAAGAGUAUUGGGCUUGGAGGAACGUUCUCUCUGCCUGAAGUUGUGGCAACAAAUCUGGCGCACCAGGGUACAGAAGGACCCACAGAGGCAUCUGCUAAUACUCCCGGCUGUAGUGGGGUAGGAACUUUCUCGAGUGGAGAAUCAGCUGCAUUGCUACCUGCCUCUGCUCCAUGUGAAUGGAUGCGUGACGGGGCAGCGCCCACACUUAGCAGCAUGCCACCAGGUGCUGCCUUUUCCUCUUAUCUUUUUCUUAAUAACAGGCAACCCCCUGGCGAUCACCCUGCUCCUUCAUUUGUUGAAGCAGCAGGUAGUGUGCGAGGGUCAUCCACUGGAGGACCGACUAGCCCAGCCGACGUAGGGUUAGUAAUAUCAGCAGAGGGCCUCAAUCAAGGGAAAAACCAGAGGGGCAAUGUACAAGUGACUUUCUCUCCACAGUUAGGGGCCUGGGUUGUAUGCUGCGCAAGUGGACUGCUGCAACAGAGCAGGGCUUUCUCUGUAGCCUUGCUCGGGUUUGAAGGAGCGAAGAAGAAAGCGCAGCAAUAUGCGACGCAUUGCCGGCGUCAGUGUUCUUCGAAGCGGGCCUCUUGCCGCACAGGCAAAGAAAAGGAAGAAACAAGAGACGACGGAUGUACAGGGGGGCCCCGGGUAGUCAAGGAAAUAGGUAGAAGGUCUGCCUGUGGUGUACCAGUCGUUCCCCAGGUGACGCUGGGGCUCACAGGACCCCCAGGAGGAGCAUUUAAUUUGGCGAAAAGCAGCAGUGAGGAGUUCAUUUUGCCAAAGAGUGACUUUUCAGCUAGUCGCGUGGCUCGGCUAAGCCGCAGGGCGAUGGAACUACCGUACGUUCACGGUGUUCGUUUUGAGGCUGCGAACUUCGCCUGGGUAGCGCAGAUGAGAGGUGAGGCCAGGCGCUUUUUAGUUAAGAAGCAUGGCUUUGUCAAGAGUAGACUGUGUGCUAUUGAGAAGAUUGAAAUGUGGAGGGCUGCCUUGCCGCCCGAAGCCCUCGCCAGUGAACUCAAAGCCGAACAGGAUGUAUUAGCAAUGGUACCAGCCGCGUGCCUUGAGGAAGCAGAUCUGAAGGAGAUAUAUGCGGUGGAAGAGUCCAUGCGCCUAAAGUUCCAGCGCAGAAUAUUAACUCCUAAGAGUAGCGUUCAAGGGAAUCCUCCUGCCGCUACAAAAAGACAGAGAACUAGUGAUCUGAACGACAAUAAAGAGGCAGCGAAGGCGUCCGCAUCGCAUGACUUUGACGUGGAGCAUUUCCUACCACAGCCAGAUCAUCAUGUGACCGACGCACAGCAAAUUAAUGUCCAGAGAGAUGCUUUAUAUGAAGAACAACGAUAUCCGUUUCAGCAUAGCCAGCAGCAGUCGCUACAAUCAUCUCAGCAACAGCACAUGGAGCAUCAUCAGCAGCAACCGUUACAACACCACCAGCUGCUGCGGAGCACUGCUGCAUUAGCCCCGGUGAAGGACCACACGGCAGGGCGCAAUACUUCGCUACAGCAGCCACAUCAGAUGAUGCUGCCGCUACAAGCCUUUCGCACAAGAGGGCAUCAACAGCAGCUGCUCAAUCAAUUAGAAACUUCGCAGCUUGGAAAUCUCGCCAGGUUUCAGUCACAUGGUGAGUGCCAGGGAGCAUGCCACAUAAGCCUAGGGAUCGAGAACGGGAGGUACAUCAAGAGUACUUUAGCAAGCGGAUUCUUUCCAGAA
This is a messenger RNA of Cyclospora cayetanensis, 3501 nucleotides long. RefSeq lists its product as uncharacterized. Lineage: Eukaryota; Apicomplexa; Conoidasida; Eucoccidiorida; Eimeriidae. The transcript has 6 exons. The annotation marks the transcript as partial. The record is from RefSeq and is a predicted model, not a curated record.